AUGGCCGAAAGACUUCAUCAUAGAAAAAAUCAGACUCAAUUAAAAAUUUAUGUAUUACUAACAUUUGAAAGUAAUAAAAAAAUAAAAAUUCAUCCAAAAUUGAUAAAUUUUGACGCUAUUUGCCCUAAUAAAUUACAACGCAAAGUGUCAUCUGGAAACUUGACGCGUUGUAUUGUAUGUAUGAAGUACUUGGUUGCCUAGUCCAAUUUACGAAUGCAAUUACUUGGUUCCUUCCGAAGCCCAAAGUGACACUAACUGAAAAUAUAUCAAUAAUCCAUUUCAUUUCAUCUCAUCUUCUCUGCUUGUCUUGAAAAUCAUAUUCCUCCAAGCAACUAACAAUGUCUUCAUCGGAUUCCACACAAACCCAAUCCAUUUCCGACCCCUACGCCAACCUCGGCCUCACCAAAAACUCCGACGGUUCCUUCACACGCACCGCCGAAUUCAAUCCCACCACCGCCGCCUGCUCCGAUCCACCCAGCUCAACUCCCCUCCUCACCAAGGACGUCCCCAUCAACCCACACAACAACACCUGGGCCCGAAUCUACCUCCCCCGCCGUAAAUCCUCCUCCCCCAAACUGCCCCUCGUACUCUUCUUCCACGGCGGAGGCUUCGUCGUCGCCAGCGCCGCCUCGACCUUCUUCCAGAGCUUCUGCUCCGAGAUCGCCCUCCACCUCCCCGCGGUCAUGGUGUCGGUCGACUACCGCAACGCGCCGGAGCACCGCCUCCCCGCGGCCUACGACGACUGCACGGAGGCGCUGCUCUGGCUCAAAUCCGGCGACGAGUGGCUCAGCGAGCACGCCGACCUCUCAAACUGCUACAUCAUGGGCAACAGCGCGGGCGGAAACAUCGCGCUCCGCGUGGGGCUGCAGGCGUCGCGGCGCGUGGACGAGCUGGCGCCGGCGAGGAUCCGAGGGCUGAUUCUGCACCAGCCGUUCUUCGGCGGGGAGGAGCGGACGGCGUCGGAGAUCCGGCUGGCCGAGAAUAAGGUGAUCCCGUUGCUGAUGACGGAUGUGAUUUGGGAGCUGGCGCUGCCGGUUGGGGCUAAUCGCGAUCACGAAUUCUCAAACCCUAGCAUGGAAUUGAAAUUGGAUGAGGUGAUAAAUGAGCGGUGGAGGAUCUUGGUGACCGGCUACGAAGGUGACCCGCUGAUUGAUCGGCAAAAGGAGGUGGCGAGAUUGUUGAGAGAGAAAGGUGUGUCGGUGAGGGAGGAUUUUAGAGACGGAGGGUCCCAUGGGAUAGAGUUUUAUGAUGAUUCAUUUGCUACUGUGUUUUGUCGUGUUUUGAAGAGUUUUAUACUUGCUGUUUGACCUCUCUUUUCUUUACAUAUUUUUCUCAAAUUAUUCGGUUUGUUGUGUUCAACUGAUCGAGCAUAAUUUAAUUUGAUUAAAUAUUUGAUAUGUAUAAUUUCAUCCAUGAUAAAUUAUUUGUAUUUUAUUUAUUUAAUUAUACAAUAAUUUAUUAUUUUAAAAAUUUAAUGAAUUAUUUAAUCAUUGAACC
Salvia miltiorrhiza (redroot sage) is the source of this 1497-nucleotide messenger RNA. Its product is annotated as carboxylesterase 1-like. Lineage: Eukaryota; Viridiplantae; Streptophyta; Magnoliopsida; Lamiales; Lamiaceae. Gene Ontology annotation, molecular function: hydrolase activity. The record is from RefSeq and is a predicted model, not a curated record. The transcript has a single exon. The coding region runs from base 339 to 1307 and encodes 322 amino acids.